AUACCCGAACGCAGCCAUGUUGUUUACAUGUGACAAAUACAAUUUGAUUAGGUGUAUGGAAGAAGUCGGAGCUCAAGGGUGUAGACGAGUUUCCCUCAAGUAAUUAAGUGUUGGAGAGGCGUUCAAGUGGAUUUUCCAGUCAUAUGCUCGUAUUUACAAGAUGCUAUGAACGCAGCAUCGUCUCGCGCAUGUGGAUUGAAACGUCCCUCAGACGAUAAAGCUGAUAGGUCGGGAUGGGAAUUUUGCGACCCCCCACUCAGCAAACUCUUCGUAAUGACAUUGCUUUGUAAACACAUUUACAAUCUGUUAUUUUCGUUGAUGCGGCGCGUGAAAUAUCUGUAGGAAGCUAAAUUAGAUGGGUGCGGUGUUCAAGUAAGAGCACGCAUCAACAGGACUAGUGAAAAGCUGUAAAACCGGAUGGAAUUUACUGUCAGUUCGUGAAUGUUUUAAUCGUGUGAAAGCCUGCCCAUUUCGUUGCUACCAGUCAAGCGAGAGAGACCAGCCAUCCAGCCGACAAUGUGGAAGACGAGGGUCCCUAAACAGCAAAUCCCGUUAGGUGGAAACAGCUAUGAAACCAACCCGUAACACCUGGGGACAAGAUGAGUAGUUGACUUGACGUUUUGCCUUACCCGAAACGAUAAAUAACAGUUAACUUUGACUCUCGCAACCCUCGAAAAGCGUAUUCGAAGAAUCAGAGAUAAUGGUGGCUCUCUCAUCGGUUUUAACGCCACUUGCUCGGCAGCUGCACAGACAUCUCAUCAAGCAAACUAAAGGCCAACGUUUGAUACCUGUGAGAAGAUGCAACCUCACCGCAUGUUCAAGCAAAUAUGUGCUUUCUGCCUUGCAUCCAAUGUGGCAGGGACCACUCGUUGCUCCAGGGGGUAACAGACAAUCUCCUAUCGAUAUUCGGGUGCGUAAGAGCGUUUUUGAUCCGCACCUUAAGCCGCUGACCCCGGAUUACGACCCCGAGACGUGCUCACAGAUAUGGAACAACGGGUACUCAUUCCUGGUUGAGUACGACGACACCACUGACAAAUCCAUACUUAAAGGGGGUCCUCUGGAAGAUAACUUCCGGCUGUGUCAGUUCCACUUCCAUUGGGGGGAGAGUAACGCGUGGGGUUCCGAGCAUACCGUGGACCGCCGCCUCUUCCCUGCUGAGCUCCACAUGGUCCACUGGAACUCUAAUAAGUACAGGCGGUUUGAGGAAGCUGUGAUGGAGGAGAAUGGACUGGCUGUCAUCGGAGUCUUCCUCAAGAUAGGGAAGAGACACGAGGGACUGCAGAAACUAGUGGAUGCCCUACCUGCUGUCAGACACAAGGACAGUGUUGUUGAGUUCACUAGGUUUGACCCAGCCUGCCUACUGCCUGCUAACAUUGACGAUUACUGGACGUAUGCAGGGUCACUUACCACUCCUCCUCUGACUGAGGCAGUGACCUGGAUUAUAAUGAAGCAGCACAUCGAAGUCAGCCAUGACCAGCUGGCAGUGUUCCGGAGCCUUCUCUUCACCUCGGCAGAGGAGGAGGUGCAGAAGAGCAUGGUCAACAACUUCCGCGUGCAGCAGCCCCUGAGGGGCCGCACUGUGCGGUCCUCGUUCACCCCCUUCCUGCAGCAGGAGCCACCUGCAAAAGGUCCACAGACAGGCCACUGACCGGUACACACUAACUCACUCGGACCCUUCAAACCAAAAUUAUGCAAUUACCCUAGGAAGCCUUUUUUUUUACUCUACAGAAGUCAUACUGCUGGCAUCUUCUUUCCUUAUGCAUUCAGAAAGCACUCAAUGAUUUUGCUUAAAUGACAGGGAUUUUAUCAUUCCAAUGUCACCAUCUAAAGCUGUGGUAUUCAAAGUCAGGGACGUGACCUCUAGUUAGUUAGGUUGUGUGGGAACUGCUGUGGUCCCCCAAUAUUAAAAGUAAGCAAAUUGAGAGUACAGAUAAUUUUAUUUGACAUUAUACAAAUGUUUUUGAGAAAGAAUUUGAAAAAUACUAUUUUGAGUAAAUGUAUUUGAAUGGUUUCGUUUAAUUUUAAUAAGAGAAACUUAAAUUCAUUACAUUUUUAUUUGUUGAUGUAACAAUCUAAAUGUUUCCGUUUUAAGGUUAUGUCAUUACCCCUUGGGUGGGGGGGUCUCGAGAAAGGAUUACGAAAGAAAGGGUUGGUCCCCCCCUGAAAAAGUUAGAAUACCAAUGAUCUAUAGGCUUUUUAAAAUUAUUUUUUAAAUCUGUCUCACUGUCUGCUGUCCUGUCAAUAAUUGAAAGUCAUCAACACAUGGCAGGUAUAUUGCUGUAGUCGACGCUAACAUAUUUUUGAAAAUCAUGUGUCUUAGGUGAAUCUGGUUGGAGAUUUUUACGAAUCCUCUUAAUGUUUAUAAGUUGUAAACCUUAUUUAUUCACUCCUUAUUAACAGUCAAACUUGACAUGCUUCCAGAAACAAGUGAUUGAUGCUGCUGGAAUAAUUUGAAGUACUAUCAACACUUAUUAUGUAAACUAAAGAUUAUGAAUAUCACCCUCUUGUGGAAAGAGUACUUCUACAGUCAUUUUUUCUUCCUUGACAAAGUAUUUGAGGUGAAGGGGCAUCAUAUAUGAUUGUGGGUUUAGUUUGAAGGUUUUAGCUCUAAAUUUGUUUACAGCAUAUAAGCGAAGAGAUUUAGUUCAUUGUAUUUAGGCCUAGCUAAGGCUCUAAACUGCACACAUGAUUUGUUGUUAAUAUGUUUUUAGGUGAUUUGAUGGAUUUUAAUACAUAGUCUUGAGUAGACUAGAAUGCACAUCUCAGUAUCUUUAACUUAGAUGUAAUAUGUGUAGGAUGUACAGCUUCAUUAUGCCUUAUAAGCACAGGGAAACCAGGGCAUUUGUUACAACUAAUAUGUUGAGUUCUAUAACAAACAUUGACCUUUUUUAACACGAGUGUCUAAGAUUAUUUUCCUCUUGUAAUCUAAUUAUUCUGUUGUACUAAAAAGGACUCUACCAUAGUGCCUUCCAUGUUAUGCAUAAUACUCACACACACGGUCACCUUUGUUUUCAUAGAUCAAUAGCUCACUGCAGUGUCUGUUCUGUUGGAGCCUGCUGGUUGAAUUAAUAUUGACAAUAUUAUGCCCCUCGCAGGUUUUUAACAGGCAGUCGGUAGAUUGUUUGCCAAUUUCUGAUCCAGGAGCUGUGGGAGAGUUUAGAGGGUGUCACAUGUACAUCAUUAGCAUGUUGGUUCUGUAUUUAUUUAUUGGUGGAGGUCAGAAGGAUUUGACUUGCCUUUUAGAAGCACUAGCAGCACACCGACAGGAAUCAUUCUCCUGAUAGUUGUAUGUCAUUUCUUGAGACUGUUUAACUUCGACUGCUCUCUGAAAACUGCUGUUUGUUCAGACCUUGUUAUUGCAAUAAUUUGGAGAUGAUUUUAAGGUUUACAGCGGAACCAUCCAUAAAUGCAAACUAUCUAGGUAGCUAGACAGGGAUUACAGUGGGACCAACUACAUGUAUCAACUUGAAAACAUGCUGUUAUGCUUUAAUAGCAUUCCAAAAGGUUGUUUACGGUCAAAUAAGCAUUGCUAUUCCCUGUGUUGACACACAACCUUGAUAAGUGAUAUAGCACAUUUUUAUAGCAAUUGUAAUACAUACUUUUGGUCAUAUAGUGUAUGUGGACACCUGCUUGUCGAACAUCUCAUUCCAAACUCAUGGGUAUUGAUAUGGAGUUAGUCCCCCCUUUGCUGCUAUAACAGCCUCCACUCUUCUGGAAAGGCUUUCCACUAGAUGUUGGGGCAUUGCUGUGGGGAAUUGAGCAACAAGAGAAUUAGUUAGGCCUGGCUCGCAGUCGGUGUUCCAAUUCAUCCCAAAGGAUGUUCGAUGGGGUUGAGGUCAGGGCUCUGUGCAGGCCAGUCAAGUUCUUACACACUGAAACAGGAAAGGGCCUUCCCCAAACUUUUGCCACAAAGUUUGAACCACAGAAUCGUCUAGAAUGUCAUUGUAUACUGUAGCGUUAAGUUUUCCCAUCACUAGAACUAAGAGGCCUAGCCCGAACCAUGAAAAACAGCCCCAGACCAUUAUUCCUCCUCCACCAAACUUUACAGUUGGCACUAUGCAGUCAGGCAGGUAGCGUUCUCCUGGCGUCCACCAAACCCAGAUUCGUCCGUAGGCCUGCCAGAUGGUGAAGCUUGAUUCAUCACUCCAGAGAAGGCGUUUGCACUGCUCCGGAGUCCAAUGGCGGCGAGCUGUAGAACACUCCAGCCCGACGCUUGGCAUGGCUCUUGUGUGUCUACCACUUCGACUUAGCCGUUAUUGCUCCUAGACGUUUCCACUUCACAAUAACAUCACUUACAUUUGACCGGGACAGCUCUAGCAGGGCAGACAUUUGAUGAACUGAGUUGUUGGGGGCUCCCAAGUGGCGCAGCGUAAGGCACAGUUUCUCAGUGCUAGAGGCGUCACUACAGACCCUAGUUCGAUUCCAGGUUCAAUCACAACCGUCGUGAUUUGGAGUCCCAUAGGGUGGCGCACAAUUUGGGAAGGACUUGCCUAGUUAAAUAAAUGUUGGAAAGGUGGCAUCCAAUGUCGAUGCCCUUUUGAAAAUGACUGAGCUCUUCAGUAAGGCCAUUCUACUGACAAUGUUUGUCUAUGGAGUUUGCAUGGCUGUGUGCUCGAUUUUCUUUCAUACACCUGCCAGCAACAGGUGUGGCUGUAAUAGCCAAAUUCACUCAUUUGAAGGGGUACCCACAUACUUACACACACGUAUCGUGCUGCCUAUUUUCAAUUGGCCUACUUCUCGUUGCAGUUUGAUGGGUGUGCCUUGCAGUGCUUCACUGUUUUCUUCAAAGAUCUUAAAUAAGACGUCUUGGUUAGAGGGUGACUGGGAAAAAUAGAGGGGGGUCUCAUGUACUGUGAGCUCAAAGUAUUGGGGCAGUGACACGUUGUUGUUUUGGCUCUGUACUUCAGUUACAGAUGCACAAAUCAUACCCUGUUAUUGUAAUGGUGAGUUUAGCAUGUCUUGGGUAUGAUAUUUGUGGGUCUAACUUUCUCUCUCAUUAUUCACGAUUCAUUCAGUAUUAUACAUACGUAGCAUCCACAUGAAUGUAGAAGUGUUUAGAAACAUAUUCUAUUUUUAUUUACAAUAAGUGACUCCAAAAUGAUAUGAAGAAUUACCAUUUAUUUCUAAUGGGCACAAAAUCUGAAACAACCAAAAAAACAGCAAAUGCAUCCAACAAAUGUGUAGUCACGAGCUUGAUGUAUUCAUUGCGUGCUAUGACUAUGGGACUAAUUUAGUACACAUAUGUGAAUUUGUCCCAAUACUUUGUCGCCUGAAAUUGGGGGGGUAUACAAAGUGCUGUCAUUUCUAAACCGUUCACCAGAUAUGGAUGACAAUACUAUCAAAUUAAAGGUAACCUCAUAGUCAUUGUAUCAUUUCAAAUCCAAAGUGCUGGAGUACAGAGACAAAAACAACAACAUUGUCACUGUCCCAAUACUUUUGGAGCUCACUGUGUGCAAUGUUCAGAGAAAGUGAAGAGCUUUGACGUGGGUGCUAAAAAAGACUGGAGGAGAAAAUGAUUGAUUGGUUUGUUCUAUGAACAGGGAAUGAAAGGGAGAGCAGACACAGAGGGAGCUUUGGUAUUGUUCUAUAAAGCAUUAAGUGAGAGGACGGUUGUCUUUUGAAUAUAUAUAUAUAUAUAUAUAUAUAUUUCAAUAACAAUGUCCCUGUACAAACUGUUCUCUGUACGGCCUGGCCCUCUCCCCAAUAGGUCAAUUGCAGAGGAGUAGCUUGACAAUAACAUGUUCUGAAAACUGAAAAGCACUGUCCAAGACUCCAUACCUACUUGACACUUAUGCCUGUUUCACUGCGUUACCUAUGAAAUUGAAGGUGACCCCUUUUCACACCACUGGUUAGGGGAACAAUGUUGGGGUACAGGGAGGAUUUGAAUGGGGUUACGAAACAGUUGUGCAUUUUAGAUGUUGGUUUGAUGUGGGCAUUUUUAUGGGUAAGCAAUGGUAGGACAGAGAUUCACUUUUUUGCUGUAACUGUGGUAAGGGACCUAUUUUCUGCCUCCUAUUUGUCCUGAUCUGUUAUGUUCUGCCUUUUUAAUCUCCAGUGGGAUGUUUCCUUUCACUUAACUGUAUUUUUGUUUUCAGAUUAUAAAUACUAAAUGGUAACUGGAAUGUGAUUUAACUGUAUUGGCUGUACUUUAAUCAAGACUAAUGAUCAUGAUUUAAUCUGUCAUCAAUGGUGAACUGCUGUAUUUUCAUGUAUAUGCCACCAGUGACUGUUUUAAACGUGUCAAACUUAGUAUGCACAAUGAUCUAGAUCGAUGCACAUGUUUUACAUAAAUGGGACUUAUGCGGAACUUCCACUUAACUUGCCCUACACCAUUGUGUUGCCAGUGUUUUUAUGUUGAUGUAAGCUCUAGUAUCGUUGUUUCCACCAGGAGUGUGACACUAAAGACUUGGGGUGAGCAGGAUCAACAACCUCUGCAUCAAGACAGUUUCUUUGUGAGGUGUUCACAGUUAGCCAUUGUUAUGUGUGCUGAACAAAAAUCUAAACUCAACAUUUUCAACAAUUUUACUGAGUUACAGUUCAUAUAAGGAAAUGGGUCAAUUGACGUAACAGACCGAAAUACUCCUCAGCACCCCCUCAGAUGAUCCCACAGGUGAAGAAGCCGGAUGUGGAGGUCCUGGUUACACGUGGUUGUGAAUCCGGUUGGGCAUACUGCCAAAUUUUCAAAAAUUGUUGGUGGCUCAUGGUAGAGAAAUUAACAUUCAAUUAUCUGGUAACAGCGCUGGUGGACAUUCCUGCAGUCAGCAUGCCAAUUGCACGCUCCCCAAAAACUUGAUACAUCUGUGGCAUUGUGUUGUGUGACACAACCGCACAUUUUAGAGUGACCUUUUAUUUUCCCCAGCACAAGGUGCACCUUUGUAAAGAUCAUGCUGUUUAAUCAGCUUCUUGAUAUGCCACACCUGUCAGGUGGAUGGAUUAUCUUGGCAAAUGAUAAAUGCUCACUAACAGGAAUAUAAACAAAUUUGUGCUCAAAAUAUGAGAGAAAUAUGCUUUUUGUGUGUAUGGAACAUUUCUGGGAUCUUUUAUUUCAGCUCAUGAAACUAACACUAGAUGUUGUGUUUAUAUUUUUGUUCGGUAUAAAUGCCAGCUUCCUGUGGCCUGGUAUUAGGCCCAAGUCAGAGCAGGUCCGCUGGAGCCAUGGCCCACAAUUCUGAGCCUUUUGGGUAAAACACCUCAGAUGGAAACUUGACAGUGCUUUGUUUGCUAUGUAGCAGGUGUUUUCCUGGAGCUAGAGGAGUGUUUUACGUUUGUUGUGCUGUAGUAAAUGUUGUAUUUCUUUUAUCAAUGGGUGGCCACAUUCCUGCCCCAUGGGCUGGAAGGAAAACUGCUAUUGAGGGUCUGUGAUUGGGGCCCCUUUCCCAACAGGCCUGUUGUACCAGGUGCUUGAUUGGCCCAGUCCAGCCAUACAACCAGGAAGCCACUGCUGACAAAUGUUUAUAUAGAAGAUUUUAAAGAUGAAUAUAUUAAAGAAAUGAGUACACUAUGCCUGUGUUUUAGUAUUUUGACUUGCUGGUGGUAUUAAAAUGCUUAUAUGGAAUGGGGUGUUCAUCUGGGGAAAGUGAUGUAGUUAAGUCUGUUAUGGGACAUGCUGGUCUCUACUUGAGUAAUGCUCAGCAGCCAGAACCCAGUAAAAUCUGCAGUAGCAACAACCAUGAUGUCACAAUGAUCUGGGUUGUUAGAAAGGUCCCCUAUAAAUUAAUGGUUGUGCUGUGCAUUGUUCCUCAUUCGUCAGGAGCCUAGGCCUGGGCAGGCAAUAAGGACCUGGUUCCAGGACCCAUAACCCCACACAAGACCUAGUCGGCACCUUUGAAGACAAAACAGAGAAUGGAGCCAGGGUGUGGAUGUUUAGAUAUGUUAGGAAACAUGGUUUGAGUUUUGUCUCAACCUGAUUCAAACAGACCCUCGUCUGUUUAUUAUGGUUGGCCACAGGAUAUAAAAAUGGGAUGAGAGUUGUCUCCCAAAAGGCUGCAGGUUUCCCAUUGUGUGGGAGAGUUUGAGUACCUGCUCUUUGAACUGUGUAUAACACAUGAGGGAAUUAAAUGAACAUUCGAUUAGAGUCUGAAUAUUUUCGUGACCACAUAGCUAUCAACUCUGCAUUCAGAGCAUGAGAAUCCACCCACUGAAGCUUGGACAGCAGAGUCCGUUUCCAUCUUCCGAAAACAACUUAAACCGUACCUCGUCAAAGAGCAUCUUAAAGAAAUCUCAGUUUUAUCCACCUAAAUGCGGAAGACACAUUUCAAUUAAAUAGAUUUAGUUGGACAUCUGACUAGGUAUCCCCCCUUUCCCUUUAAAAGGCGUACACUUGUCUUUUCCUAUUAGCACUGAAUCUGCUCUAUAACUUCUGUAUUGAGGAACAAUGUACUGUGACUGUGAUGUGGUUGUCUCACCUAGCUAUCUUCAGUUUAAUGCACUUACUGUAAAUCGCUUUUGAUAAAGGUGUCUACUAAAUUACUAAAAUGUCAAUGUAAAAUGCCAUUCUUAUGAAGGCCUGUGGACCUCUUUCUUCUGACCAUACACUUCAAGAUGAAGUGGUGGUUAGAAAAUGAAAGGAAAAGGUCUAAUUAAAGAUCAUUUCUUCUUCUCUUGGUUUUGUUUGUUGUUUUAACAGUAUAUUUUUUUUAGACCAAAAGACAAAAAAGACCAGAUGCUGAAAGUGUAACAGGAGACCUGCAGCUUGAGGACGUUCUCUCAGAACUCUCAUCCAGCUGCUCUUCCUCCCCCUCAACUCUUUUUAUGUUUGGUUUAUUAGAUAUUUCAAUCAGCUUCUCAUAGAUGGGGAUUUAGAACUAGGAAGUCCUCUCUGUGACGUGAAUGGAAGACCUUGGCUUCAACAGUAAUUAGCUCCUUGAAACACAAAAGUAGGAUAGUCCAGGCUCUUUGUUAUGAGUCUGGUUGGCAGUAUACUGGGCACUCCUUAUGCCAGUAUGUUUUGUUCAUUAGAUAUUCACACAUUGUUUUGAACUGAAGAAAAUAACUUGUUUGUUCAUUGUUUUCAGUCGAUCUGAAAGUGAAAUGGCAUUAACGUAAUUUCGCUCAAUACGGAACUGGUCAGAUGACGCGGAUGCUACACUACAGGACUGUUUUGCUAGCACAGACUGGAAUAUGUUCCGGGAUUCAUCCAGUGGCAUUGAGGAAAACACCACCUCAGUCACUGGCUUCAUAAAUAAAUGCAUAGAUGACUUCGUCCCCACAGUGACUGUACGUACACAUCUCAACCAGAAGCCAUGGAUUACAGGCAACAUCCACAUCGAGCUAAAGGCUAGAGCUGCCGAUUUUCAAGGAGCGGGAGACUAAUCCGGACGCUUAUAAGAAAUCCCACUAUGCCCUCAGACGCACCAUCAAACAAGAAAAGUGUCAAUACAGGAUGAAGAUUGAAUCCUACUACACCGGCUCUGAUGCUCGUCGGAUGUGGCAGGGCUUGAAAACUAUUACGGACUACAAAGGGAAACCCAGACGAGAGCUGCCCAGUGACGCGAUCCUACCAGACAAGCUAAAUGCCUUAUAUGCUCGCCUCGAGGCAAGCAACACUGAAGCAUGCACACAAGCACCAGCUGUUCUGGAUGACUGUGUGAUAACGCUCUCGGUAGUCGAUGUGAGCAAGACCUUUAAACAGGUCAACAUUCACAAAACCGCUGGGCCAGACGGAUUAGCAGGACGUGUACUCAAAGCAUGCGCGGACCAACUGUCAAGUGUCUUCACUGACAUUCUGAACCUCUCCCGGACGGAGUCUGUAAUACCAACAUGUUUCAAGCAGACCACCAUAGUCCCUGUGCCCAAGGAAGUGAAGGUAACCUGGCUAAAUGAUUACCGCCCUGUAGCACUUGCGUCGGUAGCCAUUGAAGUGCUUUGAAAGGCUGGACAUGGCUCACAUCAACAGCAUCCUCCCGGAUACUAUAGACCCACUCCAAUUUGCGAACCGCCCCAAUUCGCAUACUUAGUCCCCUCCUGUAUUCCCUGUUCACCCACUACUGCGCGGCCAAACACGACUCCAACACCAUCAUUACUUUUGCUGACGACAUAAGUGGUAGGCCCGAUCACCGACAACGAUGAGACGGCCAAUAGGGAUAUCAGAGAACUGGCAGUGUGGUGCCAGGACGACAACCUCUCCCUCAAUGUGAACAAGACAAAGGAGCUGAUCGUGGACUACAGGAAAAGGUGGGCCAAACAGGCCUCCAUUAACAUCGACUGGGCUGUAGUGGAGCAGGUUGAGAAUUUCAAGUUCCUUGGUGUCCACAUCACCAACGAACUAUCAUGGUCCAAACAUACCAAGACAGUCGUGAAGAGGUCACGACAAAACCUUUUCCCCCUCAGGAGACUGAAAAGAUUUGGCAUGGGCCCCCAGAUCCUCAAAGUUCUACAGCUGCACCAUUGAGAGCAUCCUGACCGGUUGCAUCACCGCCUGGAAUGGUAACUGCUCGGCAUGUGACCGUAAGGCGCUAUACAGAGGGUAGUGCGAAUGGCCCUGUACAUCACUGGGGCCAAGCUUCCUGCCAUCCAGGACCUAUAUACUAGGCGGUGUCAGAGGAAUGCCCAUAAAAUUGUUAGACUCCAGUCAGCCAAGUUAUAGACUGUUUUCUCUGCUACUGCACGGUCAAGCAUACCGGAGCACCAAGUCUAGUACCAAAAGGCUCCUUAACAGCUUCUACCCCCAAGCCAUUAGACUGCUGAACAAUUCAUAAAAAUCGCCACUGGACAAUUUACAUUGACCCCCCCCUUGUACACUGCUGCUACUCGCUGUUUGUUCGUUACCUUUGCAUAGUCACUUCACCCCCACCUACAUGUACAGAUUACCUCAGCUAGCCUGUACCCCUUCACACUGACUCGGUACCGGUGCCCCCUGUAUAUAGCUUCGUUAUUGUUAUUCUUAUUGUGUUACUUUUUAUUAUUUCUUUUUAUUUUAGCCUACUUGGUAUAUAUUUUCUUCUUCUUGAACUGCACUGUUGGUUAAGGGCUUGUAAGUAAGCAUUUCACGGUAAAAUCUACACUUGCUGUAUUUGGCGCAUGUGACAAAUUAAGUUUGAUUUGAUUGGAUUAUUGAUUUAUCAGUCAAAUUCACAUUAGACACAGAGACAUUAAGAAUGGGGACUGUCGUUCUCUUGAUUUUUCAAUAUACUUGCUGAAAUGUUCAAGUACUGCGUGCAGUGAAUGUUAGGCUACUUCCAGGUAACUUUGCCUUCAUCUCAGAUAAUGUGAGCUUCCAACACAGUAGAGCUUGUAUAACAUUCAUUCAGUUGUGUAAUUGUUUUCACUUAUCCUCACUGCUUUGAGGAUUACUGUUUAUGGGACUCCUUAUCCUAAUAACCACACAAUAACCACACAAUAACCACACACAAAAGUGUUCCGUGCCUCAGAUCCUCUCUGUGCCCCUGCUGACAGGCCUACUAUGGGCUCCAUUCAGAGGACGGAAUGAUGAUUUUUCUCUUCCUGAUGUUGACCAGCCCUGAAAUUGAGGUCAGUCCCACCCUUAGAUCACCUGCCAGGAGAAAAAGCAGAACCUCCACACCUGGAGGCAGCAGCACCUUCAUCAAAGAAUCCUGACGUGAUGCUGUCGUUCUCCGCAAACAUCAAAAUAGUGACUCGUUCAUGCAGGAAGGUUUUUAAAAAAUCAAUAAUGACUAAUUAUGUAUACAUUUCAAUCAGGACUGACUAAUCAGAAUACUAUUAUGUUACUGUAUAAGUAUUAAUUUUCUUUUUAUCCUAGUACUGAAUAUAAUGUGUGUAAUUAUAAUCAAGAACUAGAACAAUGACUGUCUACUCCUUGGUAGGUAGAAAUGAAUGAAUUUAUCAUCAGACUGGCUAGAAUGCUUAUCUACACAGGCAGACCUUGGCUCGGGUCAUAAAUUAUCUAAGUUUGGGAGAGACGAUGUGGGAAGUCUUGAACUAUACAGCCAUUGUACUGGGGCGGAGAUGAGACGGGAUAGUACGAAAACUAAUGACGUCAUUUUCAGUUUGUAACCUGUGGUAAACUGUAUCAUGUUCAGCACUCUCGAGAAUAAACGCUGCUGGUUGAUUUUCA
Oncorhynchus keta (chum salmon) is the source of this 12034-nucleotide messenger RNA. Its product is annotated as carbonic anhydrase 5B, mitochondrial-like. The transcript is spliced from 7 exons. Gene Ontology annotation, cellular component: cytoplasm; mitochondrion. The record is from RefSeq and is a predicted model, not a curated record. Gene Ontology annotation, molecular function: carbonate dehydratase activity; zinc ion binding. Lineage: Eukaryota; Metazoa; Chordata; Actinopteri; Salmoniformes; Salmonidae. Bases 701 to 1648 code for a protein of 315 amino acids.